This is a messenger RNA of Mucor mucedo, 2034 nucleotides long. Its product is annotated as rab-GTPase-TBC domain-containing protein. The transcript has 5 exons. Bases 139 to 2034 code for a protein of 631 amino acids. NCBI's taxonomy places the organism in Eukaryota, Fungi, Mucoromycota, Mucoromycetes, Mucorales, Mucoraceae. The record is from RefSeq and is a predicted model, not a curated record.
AAAAAAAAAAAAAAAAAAAAAAAGAAACGGAAUUUUAAAAAAGCCUUUUUUUUUUCUUUAUUGUUGGUCCACGUGAGUUGAUUUUCCAUCCUGGGCGGUACAAAACUUUUCUUUUCUCUCCUUUAUAAGAAUAACACAAUGACCACACUCUAUGACCAGCCAUACAACAGCGAUAGCGACAGCUCAGAUGACAACUUUGAGCUAAAUGAAUACGACCUGGAUGUUAUUCAGGUGCGUACUGACGAUGAAUCUUCUUCAGAUGAUGAUUCCGACUUUGACGAAAAGCAAAAGACCACCAGUGACGAUGACUCCAUCGAUACUAACCUGGCAACUCCUCAUGACGACCACCAUAAACAGAACUUUUCCUUGACAACAAACGUACCCAUAUUAAAAUCCCCAUCUUCCCCUAAACCCGAGCGACAGCGGUCUGUUACCACCACCAGUCGCUCUUCUAACGAAAGGAGACAUAGUAUUUUUAAUCCCUUUAAAUCCACUCGACCUGCAUCUGUCACCUCAUCGAUUGGAUCUCCGGUGACAGUGGUCUCUCGCCCAUCUCAGUCGUUUCAGCAAAGACAGAGUAAAAGGUUCUCCGAGAUACCAAAUCAUACAGGUACUCCUCGCUCUCCCGCAAGUAAUCAUCGCAACUUUGAUAAACUUGUGUCCAAGUUCAGACGCUUCUCUCAUAACGACCAUCAGUAUGACUCGGAAAAGCACCUGUUACUGAAACAUGAAGCCUUGGCUGAAUUACAAAUCUACCGGGAAAAAGGUGGAUUUGAGUACAAUAACUUUUGGGUGCUGGUAAUUCAGAACUUUGGCCGUGUCAUCGAGACUCAAAUGGAUGAUAUGCGACAACACUUAAUUGCGGGUGGUAUCCCUUCGCCCAUUCGUGGCUUAAUGUGGCAAAUCAUUUCCAAAUCACGCGACAGCUUUGAUAUGGAUACCGAAUACAAAAUACUAAGAACUUCUGCCAGCCCUUUCGAGAAGCAAAUACAGCGUGAUCUUACUCGUACCUUUCCCAAUCACCCUUAUUUUAUGCAGGAGUCAGGCAGACAAUCCUUAUUCAAUGUGGCGAAAGCCUAUAGUAUCUUUGAUCAGGAAGUGGGCUACUGUCAGGGCUUAGCUUUUAUCAUUGGUUGUUUGUUACUGCACAUGUCCGAAGGUGAUGCGUUUUGUGUCUUGAUUAAAUUGAUGGGUAAAUACGGUCUUCGUGGGCAUUUCACACCACGCAUGGAAGUACUACAUCAACAUAUGUAUCAAUUUGAUAACGUCUUUCAACAAAAGCUACCGGUCAUCCAUCGUCAUAUGGAAAAUGAAGGUGUCACUCCCUCCAUGUACGUCUCACAAUGGUUCAUCACCUUGUUCUCCUACCGAUGUCCUAUCGAGCUCUCGUUCCGAGUCAUUGAUCUGUUGUUAGUGGAAGGCACACAGAUUCUACUGCGAUUCGAAUCCUUGGUGGAGUUCUUAUGCAACGGCAUAUUCACCGUGUUUGCCGAGGAUGGCGAUGGUUUUGUACAAGAUACUUACAGAGUCGAUUUACCUGCAAGGUUUAUGGCCCGUCUUGCGCAACAAUAUACCGGUGAAGAAGCCCGUGAAUCCAAAAGUAUGUCACAAGAAGACAACUUGCGAAGGGUGAACGGUCAACUAUCAGAACAUAUACGAUCCGUCGAAAGUUCGCUGAGUGUAUUACAGAUAGAAAACAAGGAUAUUACACAGCAAAUUAUUAGCAGCAAGAUGGAUAUGGCUCGUACAGAAGAUGAAAAAGAGCAUUUGCGCCACGAAUUAAAUCAGGUCAAGGCGGAAUUUGAUCAGUAUCAGCGCAACAUGGCGUUGGCCUAUGAUAAACAAAUGAACCAAGUGCUGGCUGAAAAUCGUAAGCUGAAACAGCAAAAUAUCAUGUUGGCAGAUCAGUUGGAAGAAACAGAGUCUCUUUUGAUUAAUAUGAAGCUUUCGUUUGCUGAACGAGAGUCUGAAUUCGAGGCAUUAAAAAGACAAUUGUACACUCCGCACAUAAAAUAUUCGACACUUCCGUUUUGA